This is a messenger RNA of Durio zibethinus, 2257 nucleotides long. RefSeq lists its product as uncharacterized. Lineage: Eukaryota; Viridiplantae; Streptophyta; Magnoliopsida; Malvales; Malvaceae. The record is from RefSeq and is a predicted model, not a curated record. Gene Ontology annotation, molecular function: protein binding.
UCAGGGUGCAGCAGAUUUCCAACCAAGUUAUAAUUCUUCACGUUUCACUCUUUGAAUCUUUUUCUACUUUCUUUUUUCAUCAUUAUACCUUCCUGUCUACGUGAAGGAAUAGAAUAAACCUAUGUCUGCUUUGCAAACCUUAUUUUUACUUUUUUCAUGAUAGAAUAUAAUUUUUCCCCAUUCAAAGUUCCUCUUGUCAGAUCCAAUAUCAGUGGAAAAUUCUAUAUAUUUUUCAGCAAUCUCUCUGAUCUGAUCAAGACCCACAUUCCAAAAUGCAAAUUCUCAUAUGGGUUUUUAAGGUUUUGCUUAUUUGUUCGAUUCUAGGAGCGUUUCCAUUAUCGGUAGCUCGAACAAUCACACAAGCACCAGAAGUUUGCUCAGAGGUAGAUAGAGCUGCUCUUCUUGAUUUCAAAGCCAAAAUCUUGAAGGACACUACAGAAAGUCUCUCUUCAUGGAUAGGAAGAGACUGCUGUGGAGGAGAUUGGGAAGGUGUUCAGUGUAAUCCAGCAGGAAGGGUCACUGCAUUGGCGUUGCAAAUUCCAGAAAGGGACAAUAGCCUCUACAUGAAGGGUACUUUGUCUCCUUCUCUGGGCAGUUUGCAAUUCUUGGAGGUGUUGGUGAUAAGUGGAAUGAAGCUUAUUACUGGUCCAAUCCCUGAGAACUUUUCCAAUCUAACCCUUCUCACACAGUUGGUCCUAGAAGACAACUCCCUUCAAGGGAACAUUCCUUCUGGUUUAGGUCGUUUAUCCUUUCUCCAAACUCUUUCAUUGGCGGGUAACCAUUUCAGGGGGGCAGUUCCUCCAAGCUUAGGAAAUUUGAGAAACCUUGUCCUGAUAAAUUUAGGAAGAAAUUCCUUGACAGGUCCAAUCCCUUCUACAUUCAAAAGUCUUCUUCAUUUGCAGUCUUUUGAUCUCAGCUUCAAUUUAUUUUCUGGUAUUAUCCCUGAAUUUCUAGGACAGUUUCGUAAUAUUACCUUUAUUGACCUCUCCAGUAACCAAUUAUCUGGGCACCUACCCCUUUCCAUGUUCAACUUGGUCAGUCUGUCGGACCUGUCAUUGAGCAACAACCAGCUCACAGGAAUUAUCCCAGACCAGAUUGGAAACCUUAAAUCUCUCACUAGUCUUUCACUGAGUAGCAACAAGUUUAUAGGUCAUAUUCCAGUAUCUAUUUCAAGAUUACAGAACCUUUGGUCCCUUAAUUUAUCUAGAAAUGGGUUCUCAGAUCCUUUACCAGUUAUUUCUAGCAGGGGCAUUCCUUCACUUUUGUCAAUAGACCUGUCCUUCAACAACCUCAGUUUGGGGACGGUUCCUAACUGGAUCAAGGAUAGACAGCUUUCAGAUGUAAAUCUAGCUGGCUGUAAACUGAGAGGAACCCUACCAAAGUUUACAAGACCUGAUUCACUGAGCUCCAUAGACCUGUCCAAUAACUUCCUCACAGGGAGCAUAUCCACUUUCUUCACAAAUAUGACAAGCCUACAGAAGCUGAAGCUUUCAAAUAACCAACUCAAGUUUGAUCUUUCAGAACUCAGAUUGCCAGAUGGUAUUUCCUCCAUUCAUCUCCAUUCAAAUCAGAUAGUAGGGUCUCUCUCAAGCAUUUUAAAUAACAGAACAAGCAGCUUUUUGGAGGUUAUUGAUGUAUCAAAUAACCUCAUUUCUCGCACGAUACCAGAAUUUACUGAAGGCUUGAGUUUGAAGGUGCUGAAUAUAGGAAGCAACAGGAUUGCAGGCCAGGUCCCCAGUUCAAUCUCAAAUCUCAUUGAACUUGAAAGGCUGGAUAUUUCAAGGAACCAGAUAUCUGGCACCAUUCCCACAAGUUUAGGGCAAUUGAUGAAACUUCAAUGGCUUGACCUUUCCAUCAACAGGCUCAGUGGAAAAAUCCCAACUAGCUUAUUGGGUAUUAAGGCUAUGAGGCAUGUAAACUUCAGGGCAAACAGACUAUGUGGAGAGAUCCCACAAGGGCGACCUUAUAACAUCUUCCCUGCUUCAGCUUAUGCUCAUAAUCUCUGCCUAUGUGGCAAGCCCUUGCCUCCUUGUAGGGGAAAGAAAGAUGAGAUGGGCCAGUGAAAUGCUGACUCAAUUUGCCCAAAGUAGAUACAUUCAUGACCUAUUGAGCAUUGCCCCAUGCGAGAAAGAGAUAGGUCAUGUUUUUACAGUGGUAGUUCAUUUUUCUUUUACAUUUUCCAUCAAUAAUUACGAUUAUGGGAAAAGAAAACAUUGUUUCAAUAUACAGCACUGAUGCACAUUUUAAGUUUUACUCU